AUGGCAAACCCGUCCCCCCUCUCCCUGGAGGGGUUGAAGGCCGCCCUGGAGACGGACCCGAUCACGGCGGCCAUAUCGGCAGCGGGCUUGGGAUUAAUAUUUCAUCUGACGGUUCUGCGGAACAUCGAGCUGGAUAACCACAUUUACACCUUCAUCUUCUCGUCUAUCUUGGCUGUCGUUGCUGUUGCAUUCGCGUACAUCGCUGUCGCCAACUUCGCCGUGCCGGCGGCUUUGGCUCGCGUUGCGCUCGUCACUACGGGCUUCAACAUCGGACUUUUCUUCAGCAUCGCGGUUUAUAGGCUCUUCUUCCACCGGCUACGCAAGUUUCCCGGCCCCUGGGGCGCAAAACUCACUCGUUUCUAUGCUGUCCGCCUCGCUGCGAAGGAAACCCAGUACCAUGAGGAAAUUAGAAAGAUGCACGCCCAGUACGGCGACUUCAUCCGCACAGGCCCCCGCGAGGUUUGUGUUGUCCGCAAGUCAGCGGUUCCUUUGAUUUACGGCCCACAAACGGAAUGCACCAAGGCUACAUGGUACAUCCAGGCCUCGAGCGAUUGCACCAAGGUUUCCAUUCAUAUGACUCGGGACUUCUUGGACCACAAGAGGAGACGCAAGGCUUGGGACAGAGGCUUUGCCAUUAAAGCGCUUAACACCUAUGAGCCGCGCAUCAAGAGGAUAGCCGAUGAGCUGAUGAACCAAAUCCAUUCUCACAUUUCUGACGGCAGGCCCAUGGAUGCGACUGCCUGGUCCAUGUACAUGUCCUUCGACAUCAUGGGUGAAAUCGGCUUCGGCAAGGACUUCGGCUGCGUCGCCUCGGGCGAAGAGCACAUUGCGAUCAAGGGCCUCCACGACCACAUGAACAUCCUCGGCAUCAUGUCGAAUAUGCCCUGGGCGCUGAACGUCUUGGCCCGGGUCCCCGGUGCCACAGCCGGCUACGCUGACCUCUUUGGAUGGUGCUCGAGCCAGGUCCACGUGAAGAAAAAGGAAUGGAACGCGGAGCAAUACCCCCAGGACGUCAUGUCCUGGCUGAUCAAAGCCCUCAAGGAGAAAGACAUCACCGCGCCGCCCUCAGAAGACGCGCUCGAAGAAGACGCGCGCACGUUCGUCAUCGCCGGCAGCGAAACGACCGCCACGACGCUCGCUUGCAUCCUCUUCUACCUCGCCAAGUACCCCUCCGUGCUGAAGAAGCUGCAAGCGCAGCUGGACACGGCCAUGCCCGCCGGCAACAGCGAGUGGACGUACGAGAAAGCCAAGAGCGUGUCCUUCAUCGACGACAUUAUGAACGAGACGCUGCGCAUCAAGCCCGCCGUCAUGACGGGCGUGUACCGCGAGACCCCGACGCAUGGCCUUAUGGUCGACGAGACGUUUAUUCCGGGCAACACGCACGUGUUCGUCCCGAUGAAGCUUAUCCAGAAUGAUCCGAGGUACUGGCAGCAGGCAGACGAGUUUAUUCCCGAGCGGUUUGGCGAGCGCAGGGCUGAGAUGGGCACGGAUGGCGCGCCGUUUAUGCCGUUUAACAUUGGCACCUACUCCUGCCCCGGCAAAAACCUCGCCAUCAUGUCCCUCCGUAUCUCCAUCAGCAACAUCGCCCAGCUGUACAACGUGUCCUUCGCGCCGGGUGAGACGGGCGAGGCAUUCGACACGGGCGCGCUCGACACCUUCACCACGACGCUGCCCCCCGUCAUGCUGCAGUUCACGCGGCGACAAUAAGCGCCCUGCAUGAUGAGUUGAGCUUGGUCGUGCGGGGGGAAAUAUGGUUUUGUAAGUGUGGGUGAUGUAAGAGUGAGUUGAGUUGAGUUGUAUUCAUUUACCCUGACCCAUCGCCCUGAGCGAUAUGCAGGCU
Messenger RNA from Aplosporella prunicola CBS 121167, 1840 nucleotides. RefSeq lists its product as uncharacterized. Gene Ontology annotation, molecular function: monooxygenase activity; oxidoreductase activity, acting on paired donors, with incorporation or reduction of molecular oxygen; heme binding. The coding region runs from base 1 to 1707 and encodes 568 amino acids. The record is from RefSeq and is a predicted model, not a curated record. The transcript has 5 exons. Lineage: Eukaryota; Fungi; Ascomycota; Dothideomycetes; Botryosphaeriales; Aplosporellaceae.